Spinacia oleracea (spinach) is the source of this 723-nucleotide messenger RNA. RefSeq lists its product as uncharacterized. The transcript has a single exon. The coding region runs from base 1 to 723 and encodes 240 amino acids. Lineage: Eukaryota; Viridiplantae; Streptophyta; Magnoliopsida; Caryophyllales; Amaranthaceae. The record is from RefSeq and is a predicted model, not a curated record.
AUGAGUGGAGGUCCUUAUACAUUCUUCAGUAGACCAAUAAUCAUCAAGCAUUGGUCAUCUGAUUUUGACUUGUAUGAAGAGGUUCUUAGGGUCAUACCCCUGUGGAUUAGGUUGCCUAAUUUACCCCUUAACUGCUGGAGUUGUGAUUCACUGAGCAGGAUUGGCAGUUUACUGGGAGUGCCUGUAUGUGCUGAUGACUGUACUACCAAGCAACAAAGAGUAUCAUUUGCAAGACUUCUGGUUGAAAUGGAUGUCACUGGUGAACUUCGAGAACACAUUUGGAUUGAAGAUAUAAGUGGCAAUGUGUUCAAACAGAAGGUUCAGUAUGAUUGGAGACCUACAUACUGUCACCAAUGUCAAAUGCCAGGCCACAAUUGUGAAGCAGUGAACUACACUCACCAUCAACCCACCAGGAAAGAAACACAGAAAGUGAAGAAGGUGUGGGUUCCCAAGAAACAACAACCUGUAGUUGCUGGUGCACCCACACCUGCAUCCACCCCUUUGAACCAACCAGUUGCAGUUACACAUUCUGGUGCUGAUGCAGGAUGGAGGGUUGCUACUAAGAGCACAAGAAAUAGGGGUGUGCCUGUUCCUACUAGCAACACUUUCUGCACUUUGGUUGAAGAUGAUUCUGAUACUCCUAAUACUGAUGAUGAUAUUGAUGGGGAUACUGCUGUGGGACAAGGGGAUGGGAUUGUGCUUCCUCCAGAUCCUUUAUGCUAA